Salvelinus namaycush (lake trout) is the source of this 261-nucleotide messenger RNA. Its product is annotated as progonadoliberin-2. NCBI's taxonomy places the organism in Eukaryota, Metazoa, Chordata, Actinopteri, Salmoniformes, Salmonidae. Gene Ontology annotation, cellular component: extracellular region. The record is from RefSeq and is a predicted model, not a curated record. Gene Ontology annotation, molecular function: hormone activity. Bases 1 to 261 code for a protein of 86 amino acids. Gene Ontology annotation, biological process: multicellular organism development. The transcript is spliced from 3 exons.
AUGGUGAGUGUGGCUAGACUGGUGUUUAUGCUGGGGCUGCUGCUGUGUCUGGGAGCCCAGCUGUCUUCCUCCCAGCACUGGUCCCAUGGCUGGUACCCUGGAGGCAAGAGGGAGCUGGACUCAUUUACCACCUCUGAGAUUUCAGAGGAGAUUAAACUCUGUGAGGCAGGAGAAUGCAGCUACCUGAGACCCCAGCGAAGGAACAUCCUUAAAAACGUUAUUUUGGAUGUCCUGGCCAGAGAAUUUCAGAAGAGAAAAUAA